Bathycoccus prasinos is the source of this 1125-nucleotide messenger RNA. RefSeq lists its product with no specific name. The record is from RefSeq and is a predicted model, not a curated record. Gene Ontology annotation, biological process: vesicle-mediated transport; intracellular protein transport; vesicle fusion. Gene Ontology annotation, cellular component: membrane; endomembrane system; SNARE complex. NCBI's taxonomy places the organism in Eukaryota, Viridiplantae, Chlorophyta, Mamiellophyceae, Mamiellales, Bathycoccaceae. Gene Ontology annotation, molecular function: SNAP receptor activity; SNARE binding. The transcript has a single exon. The coding region runs from base 1 to 1125 and encodes 374 amino acids.
AUGAAGAACGACCACGAUUUUGAGGAAAAUCAUGAAGAAAAUCUCGCCCCGGUGGGAUUCCAAGGCACGUUUCGAAACCAAACGAAACGAUACGAGAGUUACCGGGAGGAAUACGUGUCCUCCUCCUUUCCCAGCGGGAAGAGGAGGAACUCUGGGAACGACAACAACCUGAAUGAUGACGGUGAGGCCACGAAAGGGACGUCGAGAUUGCUCGAAGCCGCGAUUGAUUCUUCUUCUUCAACUUAUGAUGGAGGGAAAAGAGGAUUAGGGGAAAGUGGUGAUGAGCUUCAGUCGUCGUCGUCUUUUUUACCGCCGGCGUGGGUGGACGUUUGCGAACACAUUCAAAGAGACGUGGGGAAAGCGAAAGCGAAAAUUCAACAGUUACAGAAAGCGCAACAGAAAGCUUUGUUGCCAACUUUUGAUGUGGACGAUGUGAACGACGAGAAAAUCGUGGAGCAGUUAACGGGCGAGUGCGGGAGGUUGUUCAAACGGUGCGAGGCGCAGUUGAAGAGGUUAGGGAGCGACGCGGAGGUUACGAAUACAGCGAACGAGUUCGACGAUAUAGGAACGAAAAUGAGAAAGAACGCGACGAGGAAGCUGGCGAUGGAGUUGAGUCGUCUGUCGCAGGCGUUUAGACAGAGACAGAAAGAGUAUUUGAACGAGUUGAAGAAUAGGCAAGACCGAGGACCGGGCGCGGAAGGCGUGGACGCCUUGGAGGACGUGUUUCGGAACAGAGUGGCGAGAAGUCACAGUGGCUUUUUAGAGCAAAGCGACGAAGGUGGUACGACGAGUUCUCAAAUGCAACAACGACAAGGUUUUGCGAAUCAAGACGUCAUGUCCUUGGAAGCGGAAGAGAGAGACACGGAGGUGAAGAAAAUUUUACAGUCCGUGACCGAUUUAGCGAUGGUCAUGCAAGACAUGUCCAAACUCAUCAUCGACCAAGGAACGAUUUUAGAUUCCAUCGAAUACAACUGCGCCACCACUGCCAUGCAAGUAGACGAAGGCAGGAAAGAGUUGGUCAAAGCCGAGCACACUCAACGCGCCGGCGGGCUCAUCAUUUGCAUAUACUUUCUCAUGUUCAUGUGCGUCUUGAUGACCAUCAUCAUAAUCCUCCAAAAGCUAUGA